Messenger RNA from Vanessa tameamea, 1068 nucleotides. Its product is annotated as zinc finger protein 668-like. The transcript has 2 exons. The record is from RefSeq and is a predicted model, not a curated record. The coding region runs from base 110 to 568 and encodes 152 amino acids. NCBI's taxonomy places the organism in Eukaryota, Metazoa, Arthropoda, Insecta, Lepidoptera, Nymphalidae.
AAAAGACGCGAGAAGCUCCCUGAAUUUGUAUUCGGAUACAGUAAAAUAACGUCGAUUAAAUUCAGAGGAGAAAUAGCGAUUAAUAUAUUCGAGUCGAGUCUGUUCGAGCAUGUCCGAUCUCUAUUCGGAUAAAACAAGUAAAAAGAAGAAUGGAAACGCAAUGACGAAUAUCAUAUGUAUAUGUAUGUAUAUAACGUAUGCGAGGCGACGCGAACGUCCGUCUCCCGCGAGUCCCGCAGGAGCGAAGAAGUACGCGUGCGCCUCGUGCGCGGCGCGCUUCCACACGACGUCCAACCUGCGCUCGCACGAGCGCCGCGCGCACCGCCCGCCCGACCAGCGCUACGCGUGCGCGCGCUGCGAGCGGCGCUUCCACGACCGCACCAAGCUGCGCCGGCACCUCGACGCGCACGACCACGUCAAACGGUUUAAAUGCGAUCACUGUCUCGCGCGAUUCUCUCGUCGCUGUCACUGGAAGCGGCACCUGGAGAGACAGCACGCCGUGUCGGUGCCCCCCCAGCGGCCCGGCCGGCGACCCACGCGCCUGCUGCUCGGGGAGCAGCCGCAGUGACGCGCAGCGACGCGGGGACACUCGUGGCGACUCGCAGGCCGCCGGGAGAGGAUCUCUUCGUGACGGUGCGCGACGUCGACGCGACGCGACGCGACGCGCCGAGUGAGAUACGGUUACGGAUCGUGUUCAGUACGUGUUCACUGAAAUGAGAAUUCUUUCCAGGUCACAUCACGAGCGGCCGAGGGUGGAUCGCUCCAGCGAUCGGUCUACCAGGUUUUCUUGUACGAUAUCACAUCACGAAGCGACGAGUGGCGAACGAACGGACGGACGGACGGAGCGCAUAUCUUUGCGUAAGAGACGUCUUCGGUAGAGACGAUCGUACGUAUGGUACUCGAAGUUGCUGAGAUUAGUACCCCACGUCCGACCGUACGACAGACUCGCUGUACGAUAUAAAUACGCCUAUCUAUUCACAUCUUCACUCGAGUUCACGAUAUUCGUAUAUGUACAUAUUAUGUAGUUAUCGAUAUGACUCACGUCACUAGGUGUGAUAUGUAUUUAUU